UUGACAUCUGCCAAGACCCCAGAUGUAACCUUCCUCGACUUGCCACAGUAUUUUGACUACCUUAAGGGUGAUUUUAAAUAGUAUUAAUGAUUUUAAUCGUGCAUUUAUUAUAAAUACAUCCAGUAGCUGUGAUCCUCAGCUAAAAUGGACGAUGCAGCUGCCCUGCAGAGACUUGAGCACCUGAUGACUGAAUUUUUCUCGUCUAAUACGACAAACGAACGAAUCCGAACGAUCGAGCAGAGCCUCCACGAGUUCACGUCCCAGAUAAACUCGUGGAGGCCCUGCCUGCACUUCCUGUCCUCCACGAGCAAUCACUUUGUCAGUAUGUUUGCACUGACAACCUUGGAGACGACAAUCGGUAGACGAUGGCCAAUUUUACCAUGGGAGGAUCGAGCCCUGAUCAGGUCAACCCUCUACACGCUAUCACUGGAGCACGGGGUGGCGCCUUACGUCAGAAAUAAAAUCGUGAAGCUAGUGGUGGACAUCGCCAAGCACGACUGGCCGCACUUCUACCCGGAUUUUUACUCGAAUAUUCUCCAGCUGCUGGGGCACAAGCAGACGAGACUGUUGGGACUGAUUUAUCUGAGAACUGCCUCUGAGGAGCUUGCGACACCCAGGGAGGACCUGCCCAUUCAAAGGAAGACUGAAUUGAUCAGGCUGCUGAGUGCUCAGGUGGCCACCACCCUAGAUACACUCACAGCCCUUCUGACUGAAACCAUGAAGUCUCAUGCUCGUUCUGGCACAGUGACACCCCCUCCCUCCCCUACCGGUGGCCAGAGCGUUCCCCCAGCGCGUUCAGUCCUCGAUGUCGAUGGCCUAGCAAUAGGCAGCAAUGACAUAUGCAUCGCCACCCUGGAAGUGCUCGCCCACCUAUUCAGCUGGAUCAUCCCCACUGACCACAUAUCCUCGAACCUACUAGAUGCCAUAUUCUCGUGUGCCAGAUACUGCGACUCCAUGAACGGAAGGCAGGUGGAGAUGGUGGUGCAAGCCAUGACGACCAUCAAUGAACUUCUCUAUCGUCCGUGCUCACCAAGCACCACCGAGACACUCCUCCUCCAGAUUUUCGAUAAUGGAGUCACGCUGUUCCAGAUUAUGGAGCGAUUGGACAGCGUAGACGAGAGCUACCUGGAGAAGACGACUGAGUUCCUCCAGCUCUUCGUGACAAAUCACCUCAAGAGGGUGGAGUCCUGUGCGAAAUUCCCGGUGCCGACGUUCCUGGAGGUCCUCUACCAUCACACGUUUCAACAGAACACUUCGAUCGCCGGAUACCUCCGGUGUCUCGAAGUCUGGAGCAUUCUGCUGGAGUCCACGCAGUCCAGGUACUCCACGGUGGCCCUGGCUUUUGCCGAGAGGGUCCUCAAUCGAAUGUCCUUCAAGGUGGAGGGGAGGAAUCUCAAGGAUCUGGACACCGAGACACUCGACGACAAUGAGGAGACCGAGUGGCAACACUUCCUCAGGUGCAACAUCGAGUGUUUGGCGAGGGUCGCGGAUAUUUCACCCUUGCCGGUUUUUAAUCUGCUGUACAGGUCCUGGAGAGCGGACCUAGCCAUCUACGGAGAGCUGGGUUCUGCCCUGUCUCGAGGUCAAGUGACAAUUCUCUCCGAGUCGGACGCCACGACAGUUCACUCUCACCUCCGCGACUUGGCGUCGACAACUCAAGCCCUCGCUCGCCUCUACUCCCUCUUCGCCGACCCCCAGGACAGCACCUCGAACUCCCCAGUGGAGGACCUGGUGAACCAGACCCUCGACGCCUGCACAUUUGCCCAAACCAAUCACCUGUUCCACCCGCCCCUGCAGCCCCCGGCGAUUGUCCUGGACCUCAUCGAGGUCCACUCCCAGUUCCUGGCGUCGUUGCAAGCCUGGUGCCACUGGAUGGCGAAGCAGCCGGACAAGUUCAGGGAGAAUUUCACCCAGAGGUCCAUCCAAGCCAGCAUCUGGGCGUUGUCCCCUCCGAGGACCUCAGAGCCACCAAUUCCCGUCAAUCUCGUGCAUUCCGCUGCUCAUCUCCUCCAGAGUGUCACCGCCAUUUUACGACCCAAUCUCUGGGAGCACCAGGGCUUCAGGGACCUCAUAACAACGCAGAACUACCCCUCGAUGAGGCCAGAUACCAUCAAAGUCCUGCGACGAGCGCUUGUGAAUGGAAUAGUCCUAGUGCCAGGGGAUGCAGCUGUCAGGCAGCGCCUCCUGUCCUCCAUGAUAUCGGCAUUAUCGUCGUCCCUGGGGGGUCUGGGCCACCAGAUUCCCCCGGAGAUGAGUGUCAACACCUCCACGACUCCCCUCAAACAACUCGUCGAGGACUGCUGCUCGUCGUCAACCAGCAUCAAGAAAAUGCUCCACGAGUCCAUGCAGGAGACCAUCACCAGAGUUCUGGAGCUACUUCCUCAUCUAGUCAGGUCGCAAGCUUGCGAAGGUCUCAUGAAUUUUUUGCACGCUGUCUUUCACGUUCUCCAGCAGCAGUUGGGGGCUGAGUUCAUUCAGAGAGCUGUUCAGGGAAUGCUGCAGAUCUACAGCGCUGAAAACAUCAAUUCUGGAGCUGCUCUUGAUCAACUCCUGGAGAUUAUGAUUCUCGUCGUUUCUGCACCCAGCGCUGGGUUCAAGGCUUUUGUUCCAGCUAUCACAGGACUCUGUCUCAGGCAGGUGUGGCCAGCUGUUGGCGGUGACCUCAGUGCUCAUCCAGACACGACCCUCGUGCUCCUCCGACUGUUCCACAGUAUUUUGAUGCACAGGUGGCAGUAUUUCUACGGGUCAGGAGUGCUGAGGAGCUUCGGAGGCCCCCUGGAGGAGCUUGUGGAGCACAAGGAGGAGCUAGUUGCCAUUCUCGAGGCCUUCGGGCAGGCCCUCCUUCAGCCUGACGUCAACAUCUUCAGGCAGAGUCUGCAGAGCCUUGAGGCCCUCAACUCGAGGUGGAGACUCUACCAGAAGGAGGUGUUCAAGAGACAUCUCCUCGAGAGAUUCCUCAUGGCGCUGUUCACUGUUCUAAUUCACAGGUCCCAUAAUCUUCUUGCGGACGACAUCGCAGUGGCCGUUCAUAAUUUAGCUGGGGUGGACAUCAAUUGGUUCUUCAGUCACUUUCUACCGACGUUUUUGGGGGGGUGCGAGGGCCUCGAUGACGUACAGAGGGCGACGCUGCUGGAGAACUUCGAUAAAUCGACUGAUCAACCAACUCUGACGAGAUCAGUGCUUCGUAUCGUCUCGGACCUCCGUUGUUAUCAGAUGUGCAGAGCCGUGUAAAUAACAAUCAUCACUAGAUAAAAUGAAAUCAGCAAUUUCUGAUUCGUCAGAAAAAUUCGACUGUUUUAAAAUCAUGUAAUUAACUGAGGAAAUGAAUCAUUCGUCACUCACUGCCGAGUAAAUUAUGUAUAAUGAAUUGUUAAUAAUGAAUUCGCACUUUUAAUAAUAAAAGGUUUUUAAAACAA
Diachasma alloeum is the source of this 3416-nucleotide messenger RNA. RefSeq names its product exportin-6 (gene ebo). Gene Ontology annotation, molecular function: small GTPase binding; nuclear export signal receptor activity. NCBI's taxonomy places the organism in Eukaryota, Metazoa, Arthropoda, Insecta, Hymenoptera, Braconidae. Bases 145 to 3231 code for a protein of 1028 amino acids. The record is from RefSeq and is a predicted model, not a curated record. Gene Ontology annotation, biological process: protein export from nucleus. The transcript has 7 exons.